AUGGUAGGUAUUGUGGGUAUCGACUUAUCUGGCAACUCUCUUUCACAAGAGAUUCCAAAUGGGCUCACAACCCUUCUUGGACUGAGGUAUCUGAACUUAUCAGGAAAUCAUUUGUUAGGCUGCAUUCCCGAAGACAUUGGCAAUCUAGUACUGCUGGAAUCCUUGGACCUUUCUCUGAACCGACUCUCGGGAGAAAUUCCUCCAAGCUUUGCAGGUUUGAAGAGCAUAACCGCUCUGAACCUCUCGAGUAAUAAUUUAUCGGGGUUGAUACCUAUGAGCGACCAGCUGCGAACGCUCCCAGAUCCAUCCAUAUACAGCAACAAUCCAGGGUUAUAUGGUUUCCCCUUGGAGGGCUGUGUAGACUCGUCGACAUCGACGCAAAGCGGAAUGAGCCAGGCUGAAGACAGCAGGGAGGCAUUGUGGCUGUAUUGCUUUGUGGCUGCUGGGUUCAUCUUUGGGUUCUGGCUGUACUGCGGCAUGUUCUGGUUUUACAGCGAGACCUGGAGGUGUGCAUUCUAUCAGUAUGUCGACAACAUGCAAGGGAAGGUAACCAAGAAGAUGUAUAGCUGCAUGUCAUACUUCCAGGCCAAGGUCCAUGAAUGA
Triticum turgidum subsp. durum (durum wheat) is the source of this 603-nucleotide messenger RNA. Lineage: Eukaryota; Viridiplantae; Streptophyta; Magnoliopsida; Poales; Poaceae. The record is from the annotation of a GenBank genome assembly.